GCACGGGCAAAUUGUGUCGUACGAAAUUUUGGUGUUCGAAGUUUUUUAAGGGGGAUUACAAGGUUCGAACGCCAAGAUGGCCUAUUCUUGGGACAACCGUGUUAUGUACAUCGUCAGGUAUUUUUACGACAUCGACAACAACGGUUUCCUGGACAAGAACGACUUCGAGUGCCUGGCGGUGCGCAACACCAUCGUCGAAAGCCGAGGAACUUUCCCCGAUGACGUCUUUGCUGGGAACAAGAAGGUCAUGGCUGAUCUGUGGAACGAGCUGGCUGAGUUGGCGGAUUUUAAUAAGGACGGCGAAGUGAGUGCUGACGAGUUCAAACAAGCUGUCAAGACUCACUGUCAAGGCAAGUCAUAUGCCAACUUCCCCACGGCUUUCAGGACCUUCAUUGACAAGCAGUUUAAGACCGUCGACGUGAACGGCGAUGGUGUUGUGGGCGUUGAGGAAUAUAGGCUGGACUGUAUCACCCGGGCUGGUUUCUCCGAUGUGGCUGAAAUCGACGAUGCUUAUAACAAACUCUGCAGCGACGAUGACAAGCAAAAAGGUGGCAUUACCCUGCCGCGCUACCAAGAGCUCUAUGCCCAGUUCCUCUCGAACCCUGACGAGAAGAAUAGCGCGUGCUAUCUCUUCGGCCCAUUGAAGGUGAUAGAGUAACUCCUCUCUCGCGCCCCUACUCUACGCCCACGCCCCAAAGCCCACCCACGGCCUUUUUUUUAUUGAAUUUCCUUUUUCUAUAGUGGGGGAGGGAAAUUAAAUUUAAAAAAAGGG
Molecule: messenger RNA, 772 nt
Organism: Penaeus chinensis
Lineage: Eukaryota; Metazoa; Arthropoda; Malacostraca; Decapoda; Penaeidae
Product: sarcoplasmic calcium-binding protein, beta chain-like
Exons: 6
Coding region: 77-658 (193 amino acids)
Molecular function (GO): calcium ion binding
Source: RefSeq, a predicted model, not a curated record